AUGAACAAUUUGAAUUUCCUUCGUGAAGAACCACCGCUCAAUUGGCUUGAUUAUUGUGUAAAUGAAAAAAAAUUCAAAAUAUUUUUGGAAUCGAAAAAAUCAGAUCCCACGCAAGUUUCAACAUUGGGAAGUCAGUUCACUGAUCAGGCUAUACUAGUUGAUAGAGAAUGUGAUAUACUCGCACGGACUGAAUGUGACAAAGAAAAUCUGGCUCAUAUUCGACAUAAAUCAACCAAGUUAUGGAUGUACGCUUUCUCUUGCUUUGCGUCUAUGAACUGGGAUUUUGCUCUCAUGAAACAGUUCUUUUUUUAUGUUUUUCACAAUAUUUUAUCAAUGAGGGCUCUUAUGAAUCGACUUGUGGCAUUUUGCUAUCCUGGGAGAACUGUAGGUUCGGUAGAUGAUGUACUGUCGAUUUUGGAGGAAAUCAAAGAGUCAGACAUGAAAUUUAGGAGGCCAGAGCACUUUUUUAUAAGUUGGUUAUACGCUACAUGGUUACUGAAAGUAGAUGUCAGUGGACGUUAUCCUGAAAUUAUUGCUAAACCAACUGUUAGCAAUCCAGCGAAUCAAUUCGACUCUAAUCUCAUGCAGUCAGAGCAGUUUAAAAAUUGUAUUAUUGAGUUGCGAAAAAGUGUGGAGGGGGCUAGAAGUUUUCUAACAAGAAUACUGGAAUGUUGCUGUAACGAUCAAAUGGUUGUAUUAACAAAGGAUUGCUUUCUCGAACCAUUAAUAAAAGGCAGUGAUUUAAAAAUCAACAACUUUUUGAAUUUUGGAUCUCUAAAUGUUAUUCCUGUUCAAGUUCCUAACUUCCAAGCAUCGGAUAGGUGGCUCAGUCCUGAUUUGUGGGCUCCUUUGGUUUCGUUUUCUCUUAUGUGCAAUCAUUUUGCUGCUGGUAACUUGAUAGAAGCAAGAAACAAGCUGAAACAGAUUGUUAGAAAUUGGGAAAGGUACGACAAAGGAUCAGUAAAUAAUCCUAUGCCAAUUUUCGGCAUAAAUGUGGAUGAUUUGGCUGGCUACUGUGAUGCAUUCGGUAUUGCUCAUUCAUUUCAGCCUCCUGUUUCUCGUAUUCAUGAUGAAUCGAUAUUCAGCGAAGUUAAUGAAAAAAUAAUGAAAAGUAUCGAUUCUUUUACGAUGUUACAGCAAUCAGAAUGUCAAAGGAUAGCGUGCACAUCAAUGGCUGCUUCAUCUGAUGAUAUUUUUGUGGAAAAUGUUGUUAAACAGUUCGUCAAUGAUUUUUCACCUACCUUAAACGCAUUGAUUAAAUUAAUAAAUAAAACAUCCACUGCACAUUUGAUCAAGGUCUGUUGGCGUUUGAUAAAAAUGAAGGCAAAGAUUACAGCUCUACAAGAAAUAAUGCAGUUUUUCUCAGCAAAGAUCCCAAAUUUCGUCAAAGAUUUCGAAAAUGUUAGAUUUUCUGAAGUUGUUCCGUUGUUCAGAAACUGCUUAGAGACUUUUUUACGAUUUCUUAAAAAAAAGCUUUUGACUGGUGAUAUUGAUCUGUGGCGCUUACUUGUUUCUUUUGACAUGCCUGAAAUCAAAUCGUUGUGUUCAAAACUGUCUACACAGUUCAGUCUCCCUAGACGUUAUGAAAUAAGCAGAAUGGUUGGUGAUGCUAUAUCAGCUGCUGCCACCCAAGGAAAUGUCGAAAAUGUCAACUUGAUAUUGGGAAAGCUGGAACAAUUAGCAGUAAUAGGAGAUGGAGCGCGAUGGCGGACAUUUUGCAAUGACUGUGUGAAAGAAAUGGGACCACUGGGAAAAAUUCCGGAUAUACAAGUGCGAUUUGCUUACGAUGCUGUAAGAGUUCAGCUUGAAUGUUGGCAUGCCCGAUUAUCGAGAGUUUCGAAUAACGCUGAGUUCGUUCAUUUCACUCAUACUUUAAAUUUGACGGUUAAAGCAUUUGUACAAUCGUCCAUGACAAACACUGCAGCAAUUAUAGUCUAUAAUUUAUUGUUCACUCACUCUUUUGCUUGUUUAAGAUUAAGGAGUCCAUUCUUGGAUGUAGCAAAAAUGAUUGGUGCUUAUAUGACUAGUACUGAUUCAAUAGUUGCUCGACAAAUUAUCGAAGGUCCAUGGUGGCAUGUUAUGAGUUCAACUUUUCAAGAGUGUCAGACAAGCAGUAAAAGGCGAAACGAGGGACAAUUGAUUGACUGUAAACUGCUGGUCACAAAAUCACAGUUCCUGGAAAUGAUACGACUGAUCAAGGAAUACCGAACCAUAUCAUUCUUGAUCAGUUUUCUUGGAAAAAUGUUUACAGCAGCUAAAAACGAACUAAAAGUCAUGAAAGAAAUCGGUGGAUUAUCAGCAGGGCAAGAUAUUGAGAAAGAUAUAUUCAUUGAGCAUCCCGAAUAUUGGCAUUCCUUUCUUUAUUUCAUACCUAUACUUUUAAGGAAACAAGCAGGCGAUGAACCAAAGUUCGAUAUACCAUUUUUGGUUGAAUGCCUUCACAUUGUAUUCGAAAAUGCGUUGAUGAUCAACCCAAUAAAUGCAUUUUGGUUAAGAUCAUACGCCGAUUUUCACUUUGCUUGCGACAAGUUUUUUGAUGCUUUGGUGCUAUAUAUGGAAGCAUGUGUAGCUUGCAGUGAGUCUUUACUUAAACCUCUUCCGGACAAUGUUGUUGAUGACGUAAUGUGGCGAAAAGUGCAGCAUUGUUUACGAUUCAUUGGAAAUGAAACAGCGAGUGCUUUAAUUUGUCAGUUCAUGCGAACUGUCCCGGAGCGCUAUAUUUCAACGGCAGCAUCACUAAUGAAAACUUGCGGUGAUUCAUUUGAUGAUGCAUGUGGAUAUUUUACACUACUAAGUGAUAUGAAUUUAGUUGAAUUUAUGAGCGAUGUUUAUGGGAAGCUUAAUCUUCAUAAAAAAGAAAAAUGCUUGUUACAAGCAAUUUCAGUACCAGAGAUGAAUUCUCACAAUAUGAGUCAGCUCGAGAAAUUUCGCCGACGAGAACGAUUUUUACUUGUUCUCUGUGCUCAUGUGUUUCGACUGAAUCUUUGA
Thelazia callipaeda (thelaziosis nematode) is the source of this 2988-nucleotide messenger RNA. NCBI's taxonomy places the organism in Eukaryota, Metazoa, Nematoda, Chromadorea, Rhabditida, Thelaziidae. The record is from the annotation of a GenBank genome assembly.